Drosophila albomicans is the source of this 1775-nucleotide messenger RNA. RefSeq lists its product as uncharacterized. Bases 55 to 1305 code for a protein of 416 amino acids. NCBI's taxonomy places the organism in Eukaryota, Metazoa, Arthropoda, Insecta, Diptera, Drosophilidae. The transcript has 3 exons. The record is from RefSeq and is a predicted model, not a curated record.
CUCAUCACACAGUCAACACUUAAUUUAUAUUUGCUCAAGAUACUUUCAGCAAAAAUGUCGAACUCGUCACUGCCCAGUUGGCUGAAAGCCGAAAUCUUUGAACCGGUUCUUAAAGACUCCUUUAAGAAUUUCAAGAAAAUAAACAAAUUCAACGCUACGCGAGGCACAAAACCUGGUGAUAACUACGCCACUUUAAUGCUGCGAAUUGAGUUGGAGAUCGAAUUGAAUGAUAGCUCCACAAAAUCCAUUUCGUACAUGCUGAAGUUGGCCCACGACUCAGAGGCAUACCAAGAGACAUUGGGUCAGAACAAGAACAACAUAUUUGACUUGGAACGCGAAAUGUUCACGAAAUAUGUGCAAGAAUUCAAGAAACUUUACAGCGACGUUGGCUUGGAUGUAGAGUUUGGAGCCAAAUGCUAUAAAUUAGACGUCCCAUACGAUCACGUUCUACUAGAGGAUCUCAAGGCAAAAGGAGUUCGACCAACCAACAGACUUUCAGGCCUCGAUGAGGAACAUUGUCUCUCUCUGCUCAAAAAACUGGCGCAAUGGCACGCGGCGUCGGCAGUUCGAGUUGCCACAAUUGGUCCUUAUCCCCAACGACUGUUGGAGGGACUUUUUGGAGAAGAUAGCAAGUUAAUGAUGAGUAAAAUGACAGAUGGCAUGGCCAAGUACAUGCAAAAGACCGCGUCAACAUUUGAAGGACAUGAGGAGUACUUCGAUGAUCUAAAAGCUAUGGAGGGGCACAUUUUUGAAAACGUGAUGGACGUGGGUGUUAUCGACCCCAAUGAGUUCAAUGCGUUAAACCAUGGCGAUUGCUGGAUCAGCAAUUUAAUGUUCCAAUAUGAUCAGACAACGGACAAAUUGUUGGACGCUUAUCUAGUCGACUAUCAAAUGUGCAAAUAUGGCAAUGUCGCAAUGGACUUGCUUUAUUUCCUGAUAUCAUCGCCCAAGCUGGAACUGAAAAUCAACAAGUUUGAUUAUUUUGUAAAGCACUAUUACGAUCAGCUGAUAAAGCAUCUCAAGUUACUCAAUUACACUGAAAAGCUGCCAACUCUUAUUGAUAUACACACACAGCUCUUGAAAUACGGCAUUUGGGGGUAUGCGACGGCGGGCGGUGUUAUGACGGGCGCUAACCUGGAACCAACGGAAACCGCAACCUUUGAGAAUAUAUUUGACGAUACGCCAGAGGGAGAUGCCUUCCGAACAUUGUUAUUUAGUGGCAAACAAUACAAAGAGCAUCUGAAGAUUGUCUUGCCCUUUCUUCACAAUCGAGGAGCUUUACAACUAAGCAAAAGAAGCAAGUAAAUUCAUAAGAAGAUAGACUAGUAAAAUAGAAAAUUGACAUUAUAGUGUUGACUAUUAUUAAAUAAAUUUUAAAGAAUCUGUUGAUCAGAACUCGCGUUAAAAUUAACUACUAAAAUUGUUGCAACUCAUUAUGAUAAGCACAAUUUGUGUUUAAUUAUCAUUAAGAAUUCACUCUCUAACAAAGGCACCUACUGAGCUUCCCAAAGCGCACAAACCAUUAAAACUUGUUAUUCCCCGAAUCCAAAUGAGAAACAAACAAAUUACAAACACUAAUUUGUUGUCGCAGCCUUGAACUUCUGUAUACACAAACUUUUUUCUAUGCUUUUGCAACAAUGCUUGUAGAGUUUACAAAGUGUAUAAUUAUUUGCUUUGAAUACAACAAUAAUGCUGGGCAAAUAAGUAAUCGACGCCCACAACGAAGUAAGAUUUUCUCUUUCAGCUUAAAAGGCAAUAAAAUAAUAUUUAACUUA